This is a messenger RNA of Elgaria multicarinata webbii, 906 nucleotides long. RefSeq names its product leucine rich adaptor protein 1 like (gene LURAP1L). The record is from RefSeq and is a predicted model, not a curated record. Gene Ontology annotation, biological process: positive regulation of canonical NF-kappaB signal transduction. The transcript is spliced from 2 exons. NCBI's taxonomy places the organism in Eukaryota, Metazoa, Chordata, Lepidosauria, Squamata, Anguidae. The coding region runs from base 134 to 790 and encodes 218 amino acids.
ACUGGACUAACAUGGAGAGGUCGGCGAGCGCCGGGCGGUGCGGCUAAAGGCUUGGAUCUCCGUCGUCUCCUCUGCCGCCGCCGCCGCCGCUUGCAGCUCCCUUAAUCCGAAAAGCCUGCUUGAUUAACAAGCCAUGGAAGAUUGCGCCCUGCUGCCAGAUCUGCGAGACAUCGAGCUCAAGCUGGGGCGCAAAGUCCCCGAGAGCCUAGUGCGCUCCUUGCGGGGGGAGGAGCCCGUCGUCGCCCGCGACAGGGAGAAGGACCGCGAGCAACCCGGCGGAGGUCCUGGCGCCACCGGCUUCUCCGCCUCCCUGGCCCCCAGAGCCGCCAUACUCAGCAGCAGCAGCAGCAGCAGCAGCUCCAGCGCCCUAGAAAGACUGGAAACCAAACUUCACCUCCUCAGGCAAGAAAUGAUGGAUCUCCGAGCCACUGACGUCAAGCUAAUGCGACAGCUACUGAUCAUCAAUGAAAGCAUUGAAUCAAUUAAGUGGAUCAUGGAAGAAAAAGGCGCCAUCACCAGCAGGGGCAGCAGCUUGAGUGGAAGCCUUUGCAGCUUGCUGGAGAGUCAGGAGACCUCUCUGAGAGGCAGCUACAACAGUUUGCAAGACUGCAGUGAUGGACUAGAUGGAAUAUCCGUGGGGAGUUAUCUGGACACUUUGGCGGACGACGUCCCAGGCCAGCGUACUCCUUCGGACAUGGACCAGUUCAGUGACUCUUCUUUCAUAGACGACUCACAGUCCCUACAUAAACAUCCCAAGAUUGAGUCUGACGAGUACUACUGUUUCGGUUAAUAAGGCGAAACUCUAAGAGAGACACGUGUGCACUUGUAUUUAUGGUUCUUCUAUGCUGCUAUUCGUUUUAAGCAUUUUUAAAGCACCUUUAUAAAAGAUAACCUAUUUUAAUUAAA